CAGUCGAUCACAGUUAGUAAUCUAUUAGAUAUCAAUUCUAAUUAAUUAAAAAAUGUCUUCCUUUAAGAUUGUAGCAGUGCUAUUAUUGGUUGGCGUAGCUACCAUUGAAUGCAGCUUAGUGGCCCCAGCCCUUGCUCCAGCACCAGUCCUAGCCCCAGCAGUGAGAUACGCACAAAUCGCUCCGCAAAACAUCGCACCAUUCGCCGCUCAAGUCAACACAUUUACCAAAGGACUUAACAUUUACGCCGCUCCAUAUGCUGCCGGCGUACUUUCUGGCCCAGCAAUCGCUCCAGCGUUGGCCCCAGGCUUAGCUCCCGUUCCAGCAAUUGCUCCAGCUCCCGCACCAUUUCUGCCAGCACCUGCGCCAUUGUUGCCCGCAGCUUCCCCGUACUAUCCAGCACCAGCUUUUGCUCCAGCUGUAGCACCGGCGUACGCCCCCGCCUUUGCCUCUGCUGUAGCUCCCGCCCCAUUGUUGCCAGCCCCUUUCGCUAGGUCAGUGCACGCAGUUGCACCAGGUGUUGCUCCAGCCUUAGCACCAGCUCCAUUGUUAGGUUGAACAUUUUUUGUUUAGUUUGUUUUGUUGUUAAAGAUUGUUAUUUUUUUACUUGUGAUUAAUUACAAAUAAAUAAACAAAAUUUAA
Aethina tumida (small hive beetle) is the source of this 640-nucleotide messenger RNA. RefSeq names its product cyclin-dependent kinase inhibitor 1C. The transcript is spliced from 2 exons. Bases 53 to 556 code for a protein of 167 amino acids. The record is from RefSeq and is a predicted model, not a curated record. Lineage: Eukaryota; Metazoa; Arthropoda; Insecta; Coleoptera; Nitidulidae.